AUGGAGCAGGGACCUGCGGCGGCGGUGGGGACGGCGGGGGCCGUCGGGGCAGCAGCUAACGCCGGUGCCCCUGCUGCAGUUGGAGCUGCGGCUGCGGGAGCCUUGUCGUCGGGGGCCAGCGCGGGCUACUGCCCGGUGCCCCUGCCCCUGAGUGACAGCGAGCAGCAGUGUUACUCCGAGCUCUUCGCGCGCUGUUGCUGCUCCUCCGCCUCCGCCACCUCCUCCUCCUCUUCCUCCUCCUCUUCCUCCUCCUCCUCUUCCUCCUCUGGACACCCCCAGCCACCCCCUGAGGUGGGCAGGGGAGCCCCGCUCCCCGGACCUGCAGCCACCGCAGGGGCCAACCAAGUGGGAGAGCUGUUCAGGGCAUCGCAGCUGCCAGCCGAGACCCUUCACCAGAUCACAGAACUGUGUGGUGCAAAACGUGUGGGUUAUUUUGGUCUAACACAAUUUUAUGUUGCCCUGAAAUUAAUUGCUGCAGCACAAUCUGGCCUCCCAGUACGAGUAGAGAGUAUUAAAUGUGAAUUGCCUCUGCCUCGAUUUAUGGCACUGAAAAAUGACAGCGAAAUAAGAUACAGCAAUCCAGUGGAGUUUCAUGGAAUGAAGUGUCAGAUUCCAUAUGUAACCAUGGAAAAGAAUUCCUUCAAGAGAGUGGAUGAUGGGGAGAAACAGGACACGAUGUCUCCCACAAUGUCACCAAUUAGUUCUCCUCCUUCUUCUCCAUCCAAUUACCAAAGGGUACCUUUGACCUAUGGUUAUGGCAAAUUGAGGAGUGGGAUGGAUCAGAUACAUGCUGCUCCUUAUGAAGCUAGACAACUUGCCCUCCAACAAGAGGGACCCACGUCAGGAAGCCAUGGACCCAAGCCCACACGACGGCAGACUUCUCUUAUUAGGUCCCUUUCAGUAGAACGAGAACCCCAGGAGAGCAACAGUAAUUAUCCAGAUGACCCAUGGAGAAUAACAGAAGAACAGCGAGAGUACUACAUCAAUCAAUUCAAAUCCCUUCAACCUGACCUGAGUUCCUUCAUUUCAGGUUCCCUGGCAAAGAACUUUUUCACCAAAUCCAAGUUGACUAUUCCAGAGCUUUCUUACAUAUGGGAGCUCAGUGAUGUGGACUGUGAUGGAGCCUUGACACUGCCUGAAUUCUGUGCUGCCUUUCACCUCAUCGUGGCCAGGAAGAAUGGCUACCCACUGCCAGAAUCUCUGCCACAAACCCUGCAGCCGGACUACCUACAAAGUGCUUUUCUUAAACCCAAACGGGACUGCGCAUUAUUUGAUUCUUAUUCUGAAUCAAUGUCAGUAAACCAACAGCCACGAGACUUGAAUCGGAUUGAGAAGACUUCCCUUAAAGAAAAGGUUGACCUGACUGCACCUGCCCAGGAUGUGAAUAUUGAUGACAAACCAGCUUUGAAAAUAAGUUCUAUGGAUGAAGCCAUGCCAAAGGACGUGUCUGUUGACACAGCUUCUCCUAAGGACUUGAACACUGUCAAAGCAAGACCAAGAUCCAGAUCUUACUCUAACACAUCUCUAGAAGAGGCCAUGAAAAGGGUCGAGGAACCUCCCACUCCCCCACCGAGACCACAGAAAUCCCAUUCCAGAGCCUCCUCCUUGGAUCUGAAUAAAGUCUUCCAGCCAAAUGCUCCAGCUGCUAAACCAGGACUGUUACCUCCACCCCCGGCUCUUCCUCCCAGACCUUUUGUGUCACAGGUUUUACACCAUAACACAAGCAAUGACUCCGUCAGCCAACCCAAACCUCCAGGCCAGCUGCCAAGCUAUAGUGAUUUCAGACUUCUGGAGCAGACAGACCAAGUAUCAGAGAUUGAAUUACAUCCUCAAUUGACCAGAACUCCUUCCCAGACAGAGGAGAGUGGAAGUCCUGUGAAGAAGGACCUGCCACCAUCAAAGCCCAUUCGUCGAAAAUUACGACCUGAAAAUCAAAUAAUGGAAAACCAAGAGCCGCCUUCUUCUGUGAGUGGGCCAUCUACCGUGCCAAUUGUGAAGCCACAUGCACCAGUCCAAAAACAGUCUUCUAAGCAGAAGAAGGCAAUCCAGACGGCUAUUCGGAAAAACAAGGAGGCCAACGCAGUGCUAGCCAGGUUGAACAGCGAGCUCCAACAGCAGCUCAAGGAAGUUCAUCAAGAACGGAUUGCUUUGGAAAACCAAUUGGAACAACUUCGCCCAGUCACAGUCUUGUGACCUUUGGGUGGGAAUGGGAGUAGCUGACCUCUGUGCUGAGGUCUUCACUUUUCACUGUUGGAGCACAUCUUCUGGGAAGAGAUAUCUGACUGAGUCAAAAGCAGAGAGAAGUGGAAUCUGAUGUGUUUCCUAUUUCUCCCCCACCCUCCUGCCUCACUUGCCAUCCCUAUGUUUCUGUAUGCAGGUGGAAAAGUCCUCCAGCCAAUGGUUAAACUUGAGAUUGUGGCUAGAGAGUUGAAUUGUCUCAUGUUGGUCCAUUCCCAAAUACUUCUUCAGGGUCUUCAAAGAUGAAAUUUGUCACCAAAAAUUAAUCCAGUUCCCUAGCCCUUCAAUAAAUUUAGUGCAUUAUUUAUUUAAAGAAUUCCUGAUCUGUAUGGAAUCUUGUUACUUGCUGUCAGGAUGCUUGUUUUAUAUUUGCAUUUAUAAUUGGUAUGUACUAGUUUUGGUAUCCUGGGUAUGUGAUUCCAAUAGGCUUGUCUUAGGGCAUAAUAUUAUAUGGCUAAGUAAGUAAAUCUAAGAGUAGCAACAAAUUUAGACUGAAGCUAUGCCCACCACUCUCAUUUGCCAAGAAAUUGAUGAUAUAGCGAGUGCCAUUUAUAUUUCAUAUCUAUUUAUAAAUAUAUAAUCCUUAUUUUAUAUUGAAGCUCAGAGGCUCUCCAUGAUUACACAGCACAAGAUGAAAUAGAGAUUUGAUAUGUAUCUGGUUCAUUUCAUCAUGAUGGAUAGUCAAACUAGAUGGAUUUUUUUAUGAUCUAAUCUGAUAAAAAUUAAAUAAAGACUUGCCAAAUCUUCA
Molecule: messenger RNA, 2986 nt
Organism: Vombatus ursinus (common wombat)
Lineage: Eukaryota; Metazoa; Chordata; Mammalia; Diprotodontia; Vombatidae
Gene: REPS2
Product: RALBP1 associated Eps domain containing 2
Exons: 19
Coding region: 1-2193 (730 amino acids)
Biological process (GO): endocytosis; endosomal transport
Cellular component (GO): plasma membrane; cytoplasm
Molecular function (GO): protein binding; calcium ion binding
Source: RefSeq, a predicted model, not a curated record